AUGGUGAGCCCACGGGCCCUGUGUAGCCCACCCAGCCUGCUGCUGCUGCCACCCUCCUGCCUUCUGUAUUUGGGGGCCUCAGGUGAGUGAUACUCAACCCCUACCCACCCCAUUGAGGAGGUGGUGUCCAUCCAGGGAGUGAGGGGUGGCUCUGUGGAGCUGACCUGUGGCUUCCCAACUGCCCCCCUGGCGGUCUUCUGGAGCUUCACCCCCCUGGGAUCACAUCCCCGGCCUGUGGCUGUCACCAAUGGAGCAGAGGUUAAGGUGGAGGCCGGGGCCUUGGUUCUGGGGACCGUGAGCCUGCGAAACAGCAACCUGGUGCUGGGGGGGCUGCGGGAGGAUGCCCGAGGCCACUUCCUGUGCCAGGCCUUGCAGGCGGCGGGUGGCGGACUGCACACUGCCUGCUCCCACUUCAGUCUGGCCGUGCUCGUGCCCGUAUCGAAGCCUCAGGUAAGGCUGAGUGAGCCGUCCCCCGUGGAGGGGGCAUCCGUGGUGGCCAUGUGCGCAGUGCGGGAGGGCACGGAGCCCGUGAUCUUUGCCUGGAAGCAUCAGGCGCCCCGAAGCCCCGGGGAGGCCCUGCUGGGGGUCACGGAGCCGCUGCUACAGCUGGACCCAGUCAAUCGGACACACUUGGGCUGGUACAUGUGCAGUGCCCGCAACGCAGUCAACCAGCUGAGCAGUGACGAAACCUUCUUGGAUGUCAUCUAUGGUCCAGACGCCCCUGUGAUCACCGUGGAGUCUCCAGGCUUCACCGAUGAGGGCUUCUGGGCGGGUGAGAGGGAGGAAGUGACUCUGAGCUGCCUGGCUGCGUCCAAUCCGCCCAGUGGCUACCUGUGGCUGCGUGAGCACGCCCAGGUCCACGCUGGCUCCACCUACACCAUCAGCAGUGCCAGCCGCGCCCACACCGGCCUGUACACCUGCCUGGCCCACAACAGCUGCUUGGACACCCGCACAGAGGCUGCCGUCCGGCUGACCAUCUACUACCCCCCCGAGGGGCAGCCCUCCUGUACAGCGCUCCCCACCUCUGGGGCUGUGACUUUGGUCUGCGCCUGGCCUGGGGGGCUUCCAACUGCCCAGCUGCAGUGGGAAGGGCCCCAUGGGACUGGCCCAACCGCCCUUGGCAACGUCACCUGGAGGCAGGCAGCAGCCCAGCUGCGGAACGGCAGCACCUUCACCUGCACUGGCCAGCACCCGGCCCUGGCACCGCUCGCCCUCUGCAGGAUCACGCUCUAGGAGCCCCUCCAGAGCCUUGCUUGCUGGACCAGGGCCACAGUGGGGGACCAGUUCAUCAUGCUGAGCUGUGAGUGGGCUGGAGGCGAGCCCCCGGCCCUGCUGAGCUGGCUGGACGACCAGCAGCAGCCCCUGGGCAGCAGCGGCUCCUCGCGGGCCGUGCACCUCCUGAGGGCCCGGGAAGAUCUGGCCGGCAGAGAGUUCAUCUGCCAGGGCUCUCACCCACUCAGGGCCCCCGGCCCCCGCUGCCGGCUCCAGCUGGAAGCCCCCCAGCUGGCAGUAGCUAAGCCCCAGGUGUCAGUCCUGGAGGGGGAAGAGGCCUGGCUGAGAUGUACCCUCCAGGGGGGCACACCGCCUGCCCGCCUCCUCUGGCUGGGGCCGCAGGGACAGCCACUGGAACAGGGCACCUCUGGAUUCAUGCUGCACCGGGAGGACGCCCAGCUCCGCCUUAGCAUCCGAGGCACCAACCCAGCGCGGCACAGGGGCACCUACCAGUGUGUGGCCCGCAACGCCCUGGGCAGCUGCAGCCGCAGCUGCAGCACCCUGUUGGAGGUCCUGAGCACUGACACGCCCUGCACCACGCCCGGUUCGGAUCCUGCGCAAGAACCUUCAGACGCUCCGGUCAGUGUCACCAUCACGGUGACCGCCACGCCGUGA
This is a messenger RNA of Artibeus jamaicensis (Jamaican fruit-eating bat), 1887 nucleotides long. It is a transcript of the gene VSIG10L2, whose product is annotated as V-set and immunoglobulin domain containing 10 like 2. Lineage: Eukaryota; Metazoa; Chordata; Mammalia; Chiroptera; Phyllostomidae. The record is from RefSeq and is a predicted model, not a curated record.